Messenger RNA from Ceraceosorus bombacis, 927 nucleotides. The record is from the annotation of a GenBank genome assembly. Lineage: Eukaryota; Fungi; Basidiomycota; Exobasidiomycetes; Ceraceosorales; Ceraceosoraceae.
AUGAGCAUGGCGGAGCGGAUGUCGAAGAUGAAAGAGCUGCGCAAAAAGAUGGUGAGUCUGCCCCCGUGCAGUGCUACCGCGCUGGACACUUCCACCCCCAAUACCUUUCUGACGCUCACUUUGACUGGAACGUCAGAAUGAUUCUUCGCAAGCCAAUAGACGAGCAGUAGCUCAAGAAGCCUCUCGAAACAAGUCUUCUCGUUCCGCCACAAGCUCUUCGCGCAAGUUUCUCAAAGCCGAGCGUAUUUUAGACGAGCGCGACCAGCUCUCUCGCGGUGAAGAUCCCUCACGAGCGCGGAAUUGGGCCUACUCGAUCGAAGAUGCGGAGCGCUGGAACGAAAAACUGCAAAGUAAGGAGGUGAGAAGAGACAAGGGAGAUGAGGAUGCGCAGAGCACGGCGGAGAGGGGGUACAAUAGGAAGAUCAAGGACAUGAAACCGGAUCUGAACGGGUAUAGGAAGGCCAAGGAGGCUGAUUUGGGCGUUGGAUCCGCCUCAAGUUCGAGCUCAGGGGCUUUGAUAAGGACUGCUUCGGGCUCGAGCCAAAUGGCACGUCGAGGAGAUGUGCAGAUCCCAACUUCGCAGUCGCUUUCUUACGGCACGCACAAGCCCAACGAAGAAGCGCUGGACAAGGUCAUUUCUCACAUGAACGUCGAAAGCACCUUCAAAGCCAACAGGUCCAGAAAGAGAGCAGAAGAUCCAGAUGCCGAAGUCAAUUACAUCAACAACGAGAACAAACACUUCAACAACAAGAUCAGGCGCUUCUACGACGAGUCGACGAGGACUAUCAGAGAGAAUCGUGAGUCUCCGAAAGCGGUAUUGUUUGAAGUUGGCACGAGGUAGGCAUGAAUGCUGAUCGAUCACUUCUCUCUUUAACCCAUCCCUCAUCGCUCUGACCAUCUUCAGUGGAACGCGGCACGGCCCUCUGA